This is a messenger RNA of Arachis duranensis, 850 nucleotides long. RefSeq lists its product as uncharacterized. NCBI's taxonomy places the organism in Eukaryota, Viridiplantae, Streptophyta, Magnoliopsida, Fabales, Fabaceae. The transcript has 2 exons. The coding region runs from base 102 to 452 and encodes 116 amino acids. The record is from RefSeq and is a predicted model, not a curated record.
UAAUCUCUCUUUUCUGCUUUUUACGUUUUCACACUUAGCUUCUAUUUUUUUAAAAUUCUUAAGUCUCUGAUAUCCUUACAUAGUAUCAGAGCUUGGUUCUCAUGGCGGCAAUCAAUAAUCCAGCUCCGAUGGUGAACUCAGCUCCAAUGGCGAGUGCACCUAGAUUCACAUCAACUCCAAUUUAUAUGAAGCUUGACGAUGAUAAUUUUUUGCAAUGGAAGGACCAGGUUGAAGCAUUGAUUGAAGGCAACGAUUUACUAGAUCACGUUAUAGGAUCAAGGAUUCCACAUAAAUUUCUUGAAAAUGGAGAAAUCAACUCAGAAUACCAGAGAUGGAAGAAACAAGAUGCACUGUUGAAAUCUUGGCUGUUAGCCUCAAUGACCAAGCCAUACAUGACCAGAAUGGUUGGAUAUACACCUAUCAAAUUUGGAACAGGGAAUUACAGUUGGUGAACUAGAAGCUGUAUUGCUUGCUCACGAGAGUAUGCUUGAAAUAUUCAGAAAAUCAGACUUAGAUCAAGUGUUGCAGACUAAUGUUGCUUAGUCCAGUCACACAAGACAGUUCGAACAAGAAACAUUUCACGCUAAUUUUGUGCAAAGGGGAGGAUUCAAAUGAGGAUUUCGUGGUAGAGGCAGGUACCAGAAUUUUAGAAACAUAAGAAGUCUACAAGGCUAUGGGAGGUGUCAAUCAGCACAGCCAGAUUAUGAAAGAGGACAACAGUUCUAUGGCAGGAAUCAGCCUGCACAAUCAGAUCAUAAAAGAGCACAGCAAGUGCAAUUUUUCUCAAACAGGCCAGGAAACCAAAGCUAUGAACGAAUGCAGAGAGGCCACAAUGCCAACUAUGCAACAA